CGCCGGCGCAUUUAGCGCGAUCAGCUGGACACCUUUAAGCACAACCACCAAGUAGCGAAGGGCGAUCAUAGACGAAUUAUUUCUCUCUCAAAAUUCCAGCUUAAAAACAGGCCUCCGUUCCCAACUUUACAAGAGAGCGAGACACUGACGCGUGGUCCCACCUCCGCUUUCCCCGGACGCCCCCAAACCCCCUAAACCCCGCAACCGCCGGGCGGCCAAGAAACCUACCACUCUCCGCCGCCGCCGCCGCCGCCACCGCCAUGGCCACCAGUGGAGCCCUCCACGCCGGCGGCCGCCUCGUCCUCCCUCUCCGCCGCAGCCCCCAUGGGACCAGCCCCUCACCCUGGUCCCACUUUCGCUCCCGCCUCAUCUCGUCCAAGCCGCCCCUCCCGCCGCCGCUUUCUCCUCCCUCCAUGGCGUCCUCGCGCCUCGCCCCCGCCUUCGUGCCCCCGAGCAGGAGGACUGGCGCGGUGGGGGCCGGGGCGGGCGUGGUCGGGUGGUACCUCGGCCUCCUGGACGCGCGGCCUGUGCUGACCAAGAGCGUCACCGCUGCAGCCAUCUUCACCGCAGCUGACCUCUCCUCCCAGAUGCUCACACUUGGUCCUGAGGAUUCACCUGAUUUUCUUAGGACCCUGCGUAUGGCUAGUUAUGGGUUGUUGAUUUCAGGACCUACCCUACAUUUUUGGUUCAACUUUGUCUCAAAAGUGUUCCCAAAAAAGGAUGUAGUGAACACGUUCAAGAAGAUGUUCCUAGGGCAAGCAGUUUAUGGACCAAUUAUUAACUCAGUUUUCUUCUCAUACAAUGCAGGAUUACAAGGCGAGAGUGCUCCUGAGAUCAUUGCAAGAUUGAAGAGGGAUUUAGUUCCAACCAUCAAAAGUGGGCUCAUAUAUUGGCCACUUUGUGACUUCAUAACUUUCAAGUUUGUCCCUGUUCAUUUACAGCCGCUAGUGAGCAAUUCCUUCUCGUUUCUUUGGACCAUCUACAUAACAUAUAUGGCCAGCUUAAAGAAAGUAGAUGUGGAGGUGGCCACGAGUUCCUAAUUACUGUUAAUGAUUCAAUAUGGUUGUUAUCUAUCAAUCAUUUUGACAAGGCAGUCGUUAUGGAUGUCUUCUGAAAGUUAUAUCAUUUUGUGUACCAACAAUGGAAGGUUAAAACAGAGAUGGAUUGUUUCCUACGCAUCUUUCGCUUUUAGUUAGGGUAUAGUGUCCACAUGUCUCCUACUUGCCUACAUUUUUGGCUGAAACCUUUUUGUCUGGAUGAUAGAAUUAUACUAAGCAUCUCUUGUAUCUUCCCAAAGUCUUCAAUCCUACGGCGCAAAAGCUAGCAAAUUUUUUUUAUAUCAAAUUCUCUGUACCUAGCAUUUUAUGGAGCUGUAAGGUGAAAUUGUUCUUUCUUUGCGAUAAAAGGAAACCAGACAAGAUUUAUGCUUCUAGAUCUUUACA
This is a messenger RNA of Phragmites australis (common reed), 1442 nucleotides long. RefSeq lists its product as uncharacterized. The record is from RefSeq and is a predicted model, not a curated record. Lineage: Eukaryota; Viridiplantae; Streptophyta; Magnoliopsida; Poales; Poaceae. The coding region runs from base 261 to 1040 and encodes 259 amino acids. Gene Ontology annotation, cellular component: membrane; cytoplasm. The transcript is spliced from 4 exons.